UUCUAAUAUUCAAAAUUUAGAUAUGGACGAUGUUCUGGAUGUUGAAAGUGAAAUGGGAGAAAAUGUUCUGUCGUCUUUGACACCAGAGGAAGAACAGCAAUUGUUGAACGGUAGUAAUAAUAAAAAUAAUAAUCAAAAAAUUGGGGAGGAAAAUGUUCCGAAAACGAUUCAAACUCAAACCUCGCCAGCACAGUUACCACAGAAUAUUUGUUUUCCUUUCCAAAUUCCGAACAUGCCUGUUAUGACACAGCAGUUCCCAAAUCAGCAAAUGUAUGCACAAUUUCCAAAUUGUCAAAUGCCUAUGUUAAUACCCAUGUAUCCCCCACAGUUCUUGCAGUACUCACAGAUGCCGGCGAAUAAUCCACAAAAUUUUCCGCCUCAAAUGAACAUUAACCCGCAAGCUCAACCCCAACAGAAUUUCCAACAGCCAGUUACACAAGUGGCGCAGCCACCAAUCAAUAGUGAAAACAGUCAAAGACCCACAACAGAUUUUGCUGGGUUCAUGCACAGUUUUGAUAGGAUGUCUUUGUCGUGGGCAUUAGACAAGAUUCCAGAUUUGAAAGGUCCUGAAGGUGUCGAUCAAAUUAAGACAUUCUUCAAAAAAUUUGACUCUGCUACUGAAGGGAUAUCAGAUGUUGUGCGAUUAAAGGCUUUAGAGUCUAAAAUCAGCGGAAGAGCGGAAAGAGCUUUUAACACCGCGUUAGGAAAUUCCCCAUUUAUUUAUUCAUCGGUUCGACGCGAAAUGCUUCGUAUUCUCGAAACGACAGACACAAAAGAAAUUUGUGCGUUCGAUGAACUGAUGUCUGGAGUUAAGAGGCGAGAGAAUGAAAAUAUUGAUUCACUUGCUAAUAGAAUUGCAUCAUUGGUCAAAAGAGCUUACCCCGUGAUGACAAAUAAUUUAUUAGAUGAGUAUUCAAUAAAGCAUUUGAUAAGAAGCAUUGGUGACUCAAACCUUGCACUUAAUCUUGAAAUAGCUCGACAAGACGGAAUGAGUUUUGACAGCUUCGUUUCUUUGGCCGCUAGAGCUGAAUCGACGCAAAAAGCAACUCGGCAUAUAAAUUUCCAAUCUAAGCCCGCUGUCCAGCAAUUCUCACAACGUAAUACUUUUACCCCUCGAAACGAAAUUACCUGCUUUAACUGUGGAAAACCAGGUCACCUCUCACGCGAUUGCUUCUCUAAUCGAAAUAAACAAAAUAUGGCGAAAGACAACGUGGCAACUGCUACUGAAGCCAAUAGAACAUUUCUGAAUACCAAAAAUAAUAUUAAUGAGCUAUCUAGAAACACAGCAGUUUGGCAAGGAAAUGGUCAAACCAGAGCACUCCCGCCAUCAGGCAAUCAACUUAAAAAUGGUUGCAUAACUAUCCAUGACGAAAUUCCAGAAAAUCACGUCAACUCUUGCGGGAUAAACAUUUUGGAAAUUAAAGAAGAACUUAAGAAAAUUCCCGAACAAGAAGCUAAAGCGGAGAUAAUAAAGAACUCCAUAGGUCCGGUAAUGUCAAUCAAAGUUAGUGUAAAAGAUUUACCUGCAAAAGGAAUGCUCGAUGGAGGAGCUCAAAUUUCGUUAAUAAGUUCAAGUUUUCUUUUAAAAAUGCUUAAAGACAAGGGAAUUGAAUUAAAGAACAUCGGAUUUUCAAGAGCAAAAACUAAAAUUUCUGAUGUUAACGGACAAAAGCUAGAAUGCCAUGGAAUAGUUGAGUUGGAAAUAAAACGUGAAAACCAAGAAGAGAUCAAAACUUGUUUUCACAUAACGGAUGCCCCUUUUGGCUAUGACUUACUUUUCGGCACAAAUUCACUAGGCAAAUUAGGAUUUAAAUUAUUAGACGUUCCUAAUAAUGAUUUAAUCGAUUUUGGAAGUGAAGGUUUAGACCAAAACAACGAUGCAGAAAAAGUCAUUUAUGAGACACGGAUUCAAACAUUAAGCGUUGAAUUUGAGGAUGUAGGAUCCGAUGGAAUAGAACUAAACGUCUUUGAAGAUAAAGCUGGAAAUGAUAAAAAGGAAGAGAACGAAGAGUUGAAUAAAAUUAAAGAGAAGAAAUUUGAAGAAAAUCUAAAAGAAGAUGAAAAGAAAGUUGAAUUUGAAGGAAAAAGAAGUGUUUGUGGAAAAGAAUUGGCUAAGGCUGCCAAGAAAAAUUGUCGAAUAUUGAACGGCAACUUUCUUCGAAUUAAUAUGGAGCAAAAACGAAAAUUUGAUAGGAAAAGGUCAAUUUUUGUAGGAAAUCUUCCUUAUAAAACAAUAAACGAAUCAGUUAGAGCAUAUUUUUCGAAAUGUGGAAAAAUUACCGGCGUUCGUUUACUUCGAAAUAAACAAACCGGGCUUUGCAAAGGAGUAGGUUACAUCGAAUUUAUUGAUCCAGCUUCGAUUAAAAGGGCAUUUGAAUUAAAUGAAUUGACUUUUGAAGGAAGAAAAUUGAGAAUUUCCAGAAUGUAUGAAAAGAAAAAGCUGGCAAAGAUGAGAGACAAAAAUCAGAAUUUAAAAUUGAAACAUUCUAGAUUGGAAAAAGGAAUUGAAAAAUGUUUGAACCGAAGAGGAGGAUUUAAAGAAAAAAAGGUUCUUGAAACAAUUCCGAGGACGGAAUUAUCUAAAUACGAGGAGGGGAGAGGUGGUAAGGUUGAGAGCCGAUUAAUAGGCAAACGUUCGAAAAUGAACGAAAUUGAAAAAUUGAAGGCAACCCAAAUGCCAAUUCAUGAACUAGGCGUUCCGAACGUCAAAGCGAAAAUGGUCGUUCCGAGAAAUGAAAGAAGUGGAAGGAACUCAAUGAGAAAUGAUUCAAGGAGGAGCGGUCUAGGCGACCAAACCUCUAGAAGUCGUUGGAUGGGCACUGAAAAUUGGAGGGAGCGCGAUCUAGGCGAUCAACCCCCUAGAAGCCGUUGGAGUGGAAAUGAAAUUCGAAGGGAGCGUGAUCUAGGCGAUCAAACCCCUAGAAGCCGUUGGAAUGGAAAUGAAAAUCGAAGGGGGCGAGGUCUAGGCGACCGAACCCCUAGGCGCUCUGUUUUCGAGAGAAUUAGAGAGACCGUCUAUGAACCACCCCCUUUCGCAGCCGAAUACUAA
Molecule: messenger RNA, 3049 nt
Organism: Meloidogyne enterolobii
Lineage: Eukaryota; Metazoa; Nematoda; Chromadorea; Rhabditida; Meloidogynidae
Source: the annotation of a GenBank genome assembly